UUUCUCACAGGUUCUAUUUCAUACUGAUUUAAGAGUAAAUAAAGACAUUAAUGUUUUUAGUUGACUAGUUAUUUAUUGCGAUUGUAAAUAAAUUAGAAAUUCUAAGAAUGUGGGAGCAGGUUCGUAAGUUCGGUCUGGGCUACUGCGACCUGCCGACGAUGUUGUGGAACGUGUCCGUGUUCCUCAGACUGUUCACACUCAAUAUUGACAGCAAACACAAAAAAGGUAAUAUUUGUAAGAUUUUAGAACGAGAGUCCUCCUUACCAGUGCAGUCAGUAGGCUGACCCACACCUUAUGUAGCAGGAGUGCUGCAGGCCUGCAAACUGGUGAAAGAGACUUACUACAAGUAGAUGUAGCCUCUGUGGAUAAAUUUUUGGGAUAUUUUGAAUCGAGAGGCCUGGUUUAAGAGGGAAAUUUGAUCACAUUAUAAUUAUCAAUAUUAUAUUUGACUAAAUGUUAUAUACGUAUCCAAUAUUUUUUGAAAAUCUGCCCGACGGACUAAACAGUAUAUUUGUCAAGUACACUAUUAUCAUGUACGUUUUCAAUGUCUACAGGAAUACCGACAUUGGUUUACGUAGCGAUAGCUUUUGCAUCCUUCUGCUAUUUCUACAUCUACUUGUUCAGUAUGCUGUGGUUCGUAUUCGUGAGGAGCUCGGGGUCUGGCCAGACGGUGGCCACCAUGAUGGCACUGUCUAUCGGAGUGCCCACUGAGAUUGGAAUCCUGAAGCUGAUGUACAUGAAGUUAAAAAUGUAUGAGUAUGUUUUAAAGAAUUAUUGCCAUAGUAAUUUAAGGUACAUCAUAGAAUAAAGUUUAUCCGUGAGCAUGGAUGAAAAUGAGAUCUAUUUUGUUAGUGAUUUUUAAGGUUACCGUAAUUCUGUUGCAAAGUUUUCAUGUUUCAAAACAGUCUCGUAUUGCGAGCGGAUUUUUGUUUCAGAUUUAUUGAUAUAUAUUAAAAACCCUUUUUAAUAUAAUUCAUUACAAUAAUACAUGUUUAUUUUAGAGAAAAAAUACGGAAACUUACUGUUGACUUCCUAGAGUUCGAUUCCAAAAUGGUCCCCGGCACUCGUCUCUCAAAGAACGUCCACAGACAUCUACGCGAUGUGAAGAAGAGAGCCAUCGUAUUGUGGAUAAUCAUCGUAGGCUGUGGAAUCAUCUUCAUCAUCAAACAUUUCAUCGCUCCAGUCCACUUGUCUGAUGAAACGUUUGUCGCUUAUGGUAAUAGAAACGAAGAUAAGAUUUUCCCGAUAAUUUCUUACAUUACUAAACACCUGAAUCUGCUUUACCUACAGGGUUCAGGUCGAUGAAGGAAUCACCAGACUAUGAAAUAGUAGCCGUCAUGAUGAUCGUGAGUGUUACAUUGAUAUCCGGGAUAUCGGCGAACGUGACAGCCUACAUCAUCAUCAUCACGGGGUACGCUGAAGCCCGGAUGCUUUCUCUCAGUCACGAACUCGAUAACAUUUGGAAAGAAGCACAAGAUCACUACAGAACUUUAACAAACUUUGAAAUAGGAAAAAGAAAAGAUGAAGCAAAGAAACAAAGAAUCUUGAAUCAAUAUGUCUCUGACAGACUUAAGGACAUUAUCGCCCAACACGCUACACUCAAGCUGUUCUACGCUAAACUUAAAGACGAGCUCAAAGGAAUCCUAGGAAUUGGUUUAUUUUUAUUAAUCGCCGGACUAUUAUUUAAUCUUCUUGGUGGCUUACGUAACACGUACAUGAUGGUACCUUUUGUGUUUAUGCAAAUGGCUAUGGAUUGCUUCAUCGGGCAGAAAAUGAAGGAUGCCGCUGUCGUGUUCUACAGGUCUGUGUACGCCUGUGGCUGGGAGAACUUCGAAAAGAGUAAUAUGAAGAUGGUCCUCGUAAUGUUACAAAACUCGCAGAGGAUAACAGUCCUCUCUGCCGGGGGCAUUAUGAACGUGAACUAUAAAUGUCUGAUGGCAACCAUGAGAGGGUCAUAUUCGAGUUAUGCCGCUUUUGAGUCCAGUGUCAACAAAUAAUAUUCUAUGUACUCUAGAUUGUAAUGCAGUUAGAAUGCAGUAUUCGAAGCUGUUAGGCUUAGAGCCGGUUUAUAGGUAUUAUUGAACUAACUGUUAAGCG
Molecule: messenger RNA, 2097 nt
Organism: Trichoplusia ni (cabbage looper)
Lineage: Eukaryota; Metazoa; Arthropoda; Insecta; Lepidoptera; Noctuidae
Exons: 1
Coding region: 1302-1997 (231 amino acids)
Biological process (GO): detection of chemical stimulus involved in sensory perception of smell; sensory perception of smell
Cellular component (GO): plasma membrane
Molecular function (GO): odorant binding; olfactory receptor activity
Source: RefSeq, a predicted model, not a curated record